AUGGAUCUAUCAGUAAGUUUUCUUGUCGAAUUUAACAGUUUUUUCCGUCUAGGCUUACUAUGAAGAAGAAGAUCGUCUCGCCAGUCGUCUAACAGCACAAAAAGUCCGCGAAAUCUCAGAGAAACUGCUUCAAGGAAUCAGAGAAUGUCUUCAACAAAGACCCAGAGAUGUAAAGAAAGCCCAGUGCUUUGCGCUACAGCUUCGACAGCUGAAUAGACAUUCAAAUUAUAGAUUGAAGAAGUUGAAGGACAAGUUGAAUGAAGUCAGAACUGAUGCGGAACAGUCGGCCUUAGCUCAAAACAAUCUUUCCAGUGAGAUCUCACAUAUCAAAAGGAGUAUUGCGGCUUGUUUGGACUUUCAGUAGGGCUUUAAUUUAUUAUCUCUCCUUUAGGUACCAAUUGAAUAUUAUUCAUUCGUUUUCAGGUCACUUGAUCAGGAAUUGGAUUUGGUAUCAUUAGAAGAAUUCAAACAGAAGGCUCCAGAGGUUAUGGAAAUCACAGAAGAGAUAUUACAAGACGAACACAAACUAUAUUUGGCUCGGUUGAACUAUGAGAUUCAUCAAAGGAAUGCGUAAGUUUCCUUAGGUACCUAAAACAAUAUUAGAAUUGUUUGAGGCUUGAUUCUUGUUUUUAGGAUGGUGGAGUCACUUCAAGAACUGGAAGGUCUUCGUAAUGUCCUGGCAAGUGACAUAAGUGGGAAGGAACAUAGAUUAAAACAAGUGGAUCCAAUUGUGGCCAGGCUUCAAGAUACGACCAAAGAGUUACUCGAAUUGCUUGGAGUUCCAUAA
Bursaphelenchus xylophilus (pine wood nematode) is the source of this 787-nucleotide messenger RNA. The record is from the annotation of a GenBank genome assembly. Lineage: Eukaryota; Metazoa; Nematoda; Chromadorea; Rhabditida; Aphelenchoididae.